Messenger RNA from Lucilia cuprina (Australian sheep blowfly), 823 nucleotides. RefSeq lists its product as uncharacterized. The record is from RefSeq and is a predicted model, not a curated record. The coding region runs from base 428 to 709 and encodes 93 amino acids. The transcript is spliced from 2 exons. NCBI's taxonomy places the organism in Eukaryota, Metazoa, Arthropoda, Insecta, Diptera, Calliphoridae.
CCUUUCGUUUGGCUCGUAAUAUUUAUUACGAAUUACUUUCACUGUAAGCGGGCGGCGUCAAGUGAGCAAGCGUACGAGCAAACAAACAAGUAAGCAAGCAAGCAGCAAAGCAACAACACGUUAAGACUUCCUGUUCUUACAACACCUGUCUUCUGCAUUUUUAUUUUUAACUUAUUUAAACAUUAAUUGCAUUCAACGUAUUAGCUUUGUAAACGUCAUAUAUUCAGGUAUUCAGAGAAUUCUCACUGGGUUAAUAUUAGUAAGUAAAGCGAGCAAACAUUCUUUCAGCAUGUGAAAGUAUACAUAUGCAUGUAUGUAUAUUGGAUGUAUUUAUAUCGUAAUUUUUGCACAAUUACUUUGUAAAAAUAAUUAAUUACACAUUUCAAAUCAUCAACAUGACUGACUCGUCUUAUAUAAACGUUGUUAAAUGUUGAUGUUAUUAUUCAAUUGUAACACAAUCUUCAACAAAGUACCACCACCAACAACCGACAUGAGUAAAUUCUUAGUGAUUUUUUUGAUUGUUCUCGUUUUGGGUUUCUCGGCAUCUUUGCCACAGAUAGAACAUGGUUCUUUAAAUGGACCUAGUGGUCGUUUUGAGCGUACAAAAAAUCAAGCUGCUCCUCCUGUAGAUCUCAGUUUACCUCCUAUAUUCUUACCAGAAUCCAUUCCCAUACAUGAGGAUGUUAAAGAAUUUCAUGAAAGUUAUUAAUUUAUAAAUUUUACAGUUAUACGCUCGUUGUUAAUUUAAAUUAUUAGUAAAUUAAAUCCAUAGUUUAAGGAUAAAUAUAAUAUUAUUAAUAAAUAUAAUAAAAUUAUUAUGAAA